Messenger RNA from Daldinia vernicosa, 2718 nucleotides. RefSeq names its product HET-domain-containing protein. Bases 186 to 2267 code for a protein of 693 amino acids. Lineage: Eukaryota; Fungi; Ascomycota; Sordariomycetes; Xylariales; Hypoxylaceae. The transcript has 2 exons. The record is from RefSeq and is a predicted model, not a curated record.
CCUUAACCUUGCGACAAAAGAUAAUUAAUUGCAUAUUCCAUUUAAAAUCCAAAUCAAGUCUAAAUGAAAAUAUCAAUUAAGCUCAUACUGCUAUUUUUAGAACACCGCCAACCUGUUCCUUUCCCAUGUCACCUUAUUAGUACUAUGUAAGUUGUGAUCAACAACUAACAGAAAAACUAACAGAAAUGGAUCACACCGUGAAAGCUUUUACGAGCGAGUUUCUAAACAACAUAUCUCAAGCGCCAGCUAGUCCUAAAGAUGCAGAGGACACAAUUGUGCUACCAAAGUAUUGGAAUUGGUUAGGUAAUUUAGAAAGACUCUGGGAUCGACGAGAAGUCUGCCCACAAUGUGGAUGGGAUGCUAAUCCCGAACAUCUACUCAAAGUCCCAACUCCUCGCGAUGAACCAGAUAUCAUAUUUAGUCGGCCCGAGGAUUCGCAAUGUAUCUGUUGCAAGAUAAUUGACCUUUUGUUUGAACGACAGCAAAAUCUAGAUCGGGGUCGAUGGACUAUAUCUCCGUGGAUAAAUCAGGACAAACCCUGCCUUCUUCUGGAGGAUACCUUAUUAGAGGAAGAUGAAGUUGAGUGGAACUUUUUCCUUCCGUACUCAGAGCGGAGAAGUCUAUCAGGUAUACCCAAGGGCUCUCUCGUCUCCGGAAACACCGCGUCGGAAGCCGCCUGUGAAUGGGUAAAACACCAGUUAUCAGCCUGUUCGCAAUCUCACCAGCGUUGCCGCACGCGAGAUAGCACUUUUCUUCCUACGCGACUCAUAUCUAUCGCCGGUAGUAACGACGAGGUAAGGCUGAUAGACAACUCCGAAGUGCCUCAUGGUUCACACUAUGUAGCUCUCAGUCACUGUUGGGGCUUAAAGCUGCCCGAGUGUCUGACUACCAAGGCAAACGUCUUGGAUCAGAAGGAAAACGUUCCCUGGAGUACGCUUCCAAAGAGCUUUCAAGAAGCAAUCUUGUUUACGCGCAAACUUGGUAUAGGCUAUAUAUGGAUUGACUCGCUAUGUAUCAUUCAAAGAGAUCCCCAAGAUUGGUUACGGGAGGCCGGCCGAAUGUUCCAUGUUUAUCAGAAUGCAUUCUUGACGAUUGCCGCAUCCCAUGCCGAGGAUAGUUCUAAGGGGCUAUUCUCUAGCCUGAGCCCUGGACAACAGCUACAAUUGGGUAAAAUCCGGCAUGGUACUGAAGAGUACCAGUUAUAUGCGCAGCAGUCUUUCCCGGAGAUCACUAAUCUGUACUUGAAUCACCGGACUGAGCCCCUUUUCAAGCGAGCUUGGACGUUCCAAGAAAGAUUAGUCUCUCCUCGAAUUCUAUAUUUCACAAAACACGAAUUGAUAUGGGAAUGUUAUUCAACAUCCGUCUGUGAGUGCGGUUUCCACGGUGAUGGGCCGUAUAACCCAACAAGUUUAAAAAUGCUACACGUCAACAACUUAGUGAACAGUCCGCCUCUCUCCCAACAAUAUCCCGCCAAGUAUACCGAAUAUAUUAGAAAUUCCAUAAGGUUUACUAAGAAAAGUAAGUCCUUGAAGAGCGAUACCGGGAAGACAUGGCGUAGAAUUGUUCAAUUUUACUCGGACUUGCAACUCACGAACCAAACCGAUAGACUUUUGGCGAUCGGGGCCAUAGCAGAACAAACUCAGGCCGUGCACCAGAACAAGACAUACCUCGCUGGGCUUUGGCAUGAAUCGCUCGAGUUGGACUUGCUGUGGGCACGCAAGCGUCAACCAAGCCCCCAACAACGUUCAAAGUACUACAUUGCACCCACCUGGUCGUGGGCCUCUGUCCCUGGCCCAGUUGCUUACGACUCAACAGCACCACUUAAACCCAAUGUGAAGGUGUUGAGCGCAAGCUGCGACUACACGGACGCAAACCAGUUUGGGCAAGCUACUGGAGGGCGGUUAAUAUUACGCGGGGAAUCCAUCAUGUGUACACUUUCCAAGUCCUCUCAGGAAUCCCUAGAGGAUUACCGGAUUUUCCAUCCCGAGCUAGCGGUUAAUAUCGAAGUCAGUGUAGAUUGCGAGCCCUUUGCACAGACAGAGGAGCAAAUGGCGGUGCUUAUGUUGCGCAUAGCCGAUACGUGCGACUUUCCAGCUCCCAUCAGCAUUAUCCUCAAGGAGGACAGAGGGAAGGAUGAUGAAGUAUCAUACACUCGCUUGGGACUUGCAUCGCCUCCAGGGACCACCGUCGAGGGACAAAAGGAGCGUCGGAAGCUUCUAGAUUGGUUUGAUAGCUUUAGUGAAAUUCGGACGUGCAUUAUUAUUUAACUCGAGGCUACCGUUGAAUCCACGAGUAUAAUUAUAAUUGCAGAAGUAAAAAAGAUUUUAGGAAAUACCUAAGGCUUGAAGUCAAAUCUGGGGUAGACGAAUACGCCAGUAAGGCUAUAAGGCUUAGUGGCAACUAUAUUUCAAGCACAAGGUUACCAAAACGGGUGUCCUUUUAAGGAUAACAGCUAACAGCGGCUUUGACGUGGAUUCGGUUUCCUAUCUCGUAUUGUCUCGUUUUCGGUACUAAAGCGUUACGCUAUGGCAUUAGUUAUGUCGUAUGCGUGGCUGAGUUUCUAGGUUACUUGCUUAUAAUUCGGCAGUAAUCAAAGCGCUCGUAAUCCCAGGCUGUGUCUUUAGUGCUCUUGGACCGCAUUCCCAUAGACUAUGAUACUAAACUCUCGUUUCUAGUUAUGUUACUGUGCAGAUGAAGAAUACGAAUACAACUAACUAG